Molecule: messenger RNA, 822 nt
Organism: Centruroides sculpturatus (bark scorpion)
Lineage: Eukaryota; Metazoa; Arthropoda; Arachnida; Scorpiones; Buthidae
Product: histone H1-III-like
Exons: 1
Coding region: 50-619 (189 amino acids)
Biological process (GO): chromosome condensation; negative regulation of DNA recombination; nucleosome assembly
Cellular component (GO): nucleus; nucleosome
Molecular function (GO): structural constituent of chromatin; double-stranded DNA binding; nucleosomal DNA binding
Source: RefSeq, a predicted model, not a curated record
UCUGCUGUGUCGUCACUGAUAACAAGUCGUAUCGCUGUACUCUCUCACCAUGUCGGAAGCCGUAGUAACCGAGACCGCUCCUGCGCCUUCACCUAAGAAGAAGAUUGCACGCCGUAAAUCUCCAAAGACUAAACCCAACCACCCAAAGAUUUCACAAAUGAUCAACGCAGCCAUCGUAGAGCUGAAAGAUCGAGGAGGCUCGUCGUUGCAAGCCAUCAAGAAAUACAUCGCAUCGACUUACCAAGUGGAUGUGGAGAAACUGGCACCUUUCAUCAAGAAGCAUCUGAAGCUGGCCGUAAGUGAUGGCUCUCUUAUACAAACUAAGGGAAAGGGUGCUAGCGGUUCGUUUAAAAUAUCCGUUUCUGGCAAGAAGAGCGAAGCCAAACACGCUCCCAAGAUCAAAAUCGUGGCUAAGAAAGUGGUCAAACCGAAACCCAAGUUGGAGAAGAGCAAAAAAGUGGCCAAACCGAAAACCAAAGUUGUUGCCAAAGUCAAAAAGGUGAGCAAAGUCAAAGCUAAGAAGAACCCGGUUAAGGCUAAGGCACCCAAACCCAAAAAAGCCAUGAAGAAAGGCAGCAAGUCGAGUAAAAAGGCACCGAAGCAGUCGAAGACUGUCUAAAAAUUGACAUUUCUAAAUUGUAAAUAGCAUUUUUUUUUGGUGUUUAAAUGUGUAUCUCGAGAUUACAAUUCAUCUUUUAGUAUCCAUUCGUAAAGACAAUUCUCAUCUGUAAAAACUCAUUUUGUCUCGUGUUUGUAUGUGGUGUACAGUAUUUUGUAAUCAUUAUUCACAAAACAAUGUAAAUAAAACGUUGUUUAAUCGAA